This is a messenger RNA of Penicillium manginii, 684 nucleotides long. RefSeq lists its product as uncharacterized. The record is from RefSeq and is a predicted model, not a curated record. Bases 1 to 684 code for a protein of 227 amino acids. Gene Ontology annotation, molecular function: carbon-sulfur lyase activity. Lineage: Eukaryota; Fungi; Ascomycota; Eurotiomycetes; Eurotiales; Aspergillaceae. The transcript has a single exon.
AUGGCCGAAAUGGGCUUUCUAGAGCCCGUGGCUCCUCUCCCCACGCCGGCAGUCACCAACAAUCCCCCAGAAAACACCCUCGACAAAGAAUCCUGGAAGCAUCGUCCACCCUACAACCGGCAGAGUCAUGAAGAUGAAGGUCCUGUCAAGCUGCGUGCAUUUUGCCAGUGUCGAAAGAUCUCAUACAUCCUGAGACAAGAGAAGCCACUCGAUGCCAAAUUCUGUCACUGUCGCGGAUGCCAGGUCAUGCAUGGCGCUCCUUUCCAAUGGGCUGCUAUCUUUCAUAAGAAGGAUGUCUCUUUCAACACUGGAUCCUGUGGCUUGAAUUUCUAUUCUUCGUCCAAGAACAGUCAAGACUAUCACACCCCGACCAAGGUCUCGUGCGCCUUCUGCCAUACCUUGAUCAUGGAUGAAGGACGCAAUGUCUGUCUGCUCUUCCCGCAGUUAAUUGAGUUUGAGGGUUCAAUUGAGGAGCAGAAAAAGCAGCGGGAACUCUUUAAACCAACGUAUGUCCAAACUGUUUUUAAUCUGAUCCAUGGGGAUGUUUUGCUGACUGUUUCGUACCUAUUCAGGUGCCACAUCUAUUAUGAACAACGUAUCAUGGAUUUGCCCGACGGAAUUACAAAGUGGUCCGCGAUGAAUGACCAAAGUGACAGACUGGAUGACUCUGGUCGUCGAAUUUAA